AUGUACACGCAGUUCGCCAUGCUUACGCCGGCUCUUCUCAGCGGUGGCAUCGUGGGUCGCAUGAAGUUCGGCUCGUACUUGCUCUUCAUUUUCCUGUGGACUUCGCUGGUCUACGACCCGUUGGCCCACUGGAUGUGGUCGAUGAAACUUGACAGUUCGUGGGCUAUCACUUCGAUGGGAUGGGAGGGCAAAAUGGGGUCCCUCGACUUCGCUGGUGGCACUGUUAUCCACAUUUCCAGCGGAUUCGGAGCCCUCGCUGCCGCUCUUGUUGUCGGCAAGCGUUACAACCACGGCGAACCUGUGAAGCCCCACAACGUACCGCUGGUCAUGAUUGGCGCCACGUUGCUGUGGUUCGGCUGGUUCGGCUUCAACGCCGGUUCCUCCGGUGCUGCCGACGGAAUUGCUACUACUGCUGCGAUUAACACGCACCUUGCUGCUAGUGCUGGGUUCCUCACCUGGGUGGGUAUGGAGUUUGCCAUGUACAAGAAGUUUGAUCCUUGCGGUGCUGCUAGUGGUGCCGUAGCUGGCUUGGUUUCGAUCACCCCAGCCUGUGGUUACGUGUACCCCUGGGCUUCGGUUAUCUUCGGCGUGGUGGGUGCGAUCACAGGCUUUGGCGCCGUGCACAUGAAGAACCACCUGCGCUACGAUGACACGCUGGACUCGUUCGGUAUUCACGGCUGUGCUGGUGUCAUGGGUGGACUCAUGACCGGUCUGUUUGCGACGUCCGAGGUGAACCCCAACAUCGAAGGAGGCGCCUUCUACGGCCACGGAAUGCUGUUCGUGCACCAGUUGGUCUCGCAGUGUGUGGCUGCGGCCUACUCGUUCGUGGUUACUAUGAUCAUCCUGUAUGUGCUGAAACUCACGAUCGGCCUCCGUGUGGACGAGGACAAGGAGGUGAACGGCAUUGACGUGUCGUACCACGGCGGUCUAGCCUACGACUACAGCGCACAGGACCACAACGGCCCCACUGUCAAGGCUGCCAACCCACCAUCAACCGAUUUUGCUUCGAUGAUGACACCGAGUAUGACGCAGGAAAGCGUCCAGAAGGAGCCCAUUAUGAAUGUUUAAGCGAGUAGGUAAGCCCACCGAUUAAACUUUUGGAACGACAGCGAGAGGAAAGUGGUAGAUUGAUUCAAUUGCAUACGAAGUGACGUGCGGUAGGAUAAAAAGAAAUAAACGGUGGGCUUCAACG
Molecule: messenger RNA, 1192 nt
Organism: Phytophthora nicotianae INRA-310
Lineage: Eukaryota; Oomycota; Peronosporomycetes; Peronosporales; Peronosporaceae
Exons: 2
Coding region: 1-1068 (355 amino acids)
Biological process (GO): ammonium transmembrane transport
Cellular component (GO): plasma membrane
Molecular function (GO): ammonium channel activity
Source: RefSeq, a predicted model, not a curated record